UCCACCUCCAAAAAAAUGGCUGACAACUGUCAGACUGACAGAAUAUUCAUGACAGAAAAGUUUUUGGAAUUUUCCCUUUGUUGAGGCUAAGUAACCCACCCAAUUCGCUUACGAUUCGUUUUAGUCGCUUUUUAUGUAGUACAAUUUUGAAUUUAAAAAAAAAAAAUGAGCGGAUGGGCUGGGUUUUCAGAAGACGAACUGCGGAGAGUGCAGCAAAAAGAGUCUGCGACAGUAAGCGUGCGCAAACUACGAGCGCCCAACCGGAGUCGGCAGCAAUUGGAACGAGAGAAGAUAUCGCUGAGAGCCGCUCAGGCAUUUGUGUCCCAUGAACUUCCACCGGAGCAGCAGCUUAAUAAACUGCCAUCAAGUUGUGAACAUGAGAACACUGAAACAGUGGGUCCCGCUGCCAAAGGGGAUACGCAGCUUUGUUUUGGCGAAGAAAACUGUAAAGCAGCUAUAAUGGAGCAAAAUUCCGCAGUAAAGGAGCUGGAGACGCCAGAGAUAGAGCUUCGAGACAAGACUCGCCUGGAGCAACUGCAAAGGGAACACAAAAUAAUAGAAGAGAGCAACAAACGCAAGAAGGCUCUGCUUGCCAAAACUAUUGCUGCAAAGUCACAACAAACUCAAGCUGAAGCGGUGAAGCUGAAGAGAAUACAAAUAGAAUUGCAAGCCCUCGAUGACCUCGUUUCUAAUGAUAUUGGCAUUCUGAGAGGAAAGAUUGAGCAAGCCAGUUGGGACUACACAACUGCCAGAAAGCGGUAUGACAAGGCAGAGACUGAGUAUGUCAAGGCAAAGUUAGACUUACACAGGAAAACAGACGUAAAGGAGCAGCUGACAGAGCACCUUUGCGCUAUCAUCCAGCAAAAUGAGCUACGCAAAUCUCACAAGCUUGAAGAACUGAUGCAACAAUUGCAGCUUCAGGCCACUGAGAAGGAACUAAAAAUGCAGAAAGUUGAAGAUGACAAUGUGGGAAGCUUUGAAUCGCAAGGGAAUGUGAAAGAACACGAUGGCGUAUUGGAGAGUCAGGAGCGAACAGUGCAACGGACACCCACAGAGGAUGGAAGUCAGAAGUGUAAUGGAGUCAAGCUGGAGCAAAAAUUGAGGAAGGAAGAACAGCCUGAGCAAGAUGAAAAUUGUUCACAACUACGGAAUGAUUGCUCAUACACUUGACAUUUCCCAUUCCUCAAAGAGUGAUAAACACUACAUAUCCUGAAAAAGCACUGGUAUUUAAAUAUGUAUCUGCCCAUAGUCAGCUGGGCUCUGCUCCAGCACGCCCACGGCACUCGUGAGGACUAACGGUACGGAAGAUGAAUUGCAUAAAUCUGCAUCUGGCACACAGUAGUUUUAUCAAGGAGAAGUGGGGAAGUAUUUGAUUAGCAAAUGUUAAUUACCGUAUUACUCAUUACUUUACAAUUGAUUAGCAAAUAUUAAUUACCAUAGUACAUAUUACUUUACAAUUGAUUUGAAAUUUGGCUCUUUUUUUUUUUUUUUUCUCUUUUGUACCAGUACUGGAAAAUUAUAAAUGAAAUAUAAAAUAAAUAAAUAAAAAAUGAUUAUGAGAAAAUAUUUACCCCAAAGUGCUUAUUUUGACACAAAAUCUGUUCUCUUUCCAAUCUUUAAGAAGACUUAAGUAACUGGUAGCACAGUUUCUCUGUUUGUUUCAGCGUAAUAAAUGACAAUAAAUGUCACUAUCGGGCUGCGCAGGUGGUACAAAUGUUUAUCCAUAUUACAUAUGUACAUCUAUUACAGUGUUGUUCUCGUCAACAAUUACAACGAAAAUAUUCUGUCAACAAGCACUUUUUUUGACUAGCUAAAAACGUGUCUUGGGAGAAUAAAACAUAAUGAGACGGAAGCCAGUUUUCGUCUAAGGAGUCGAGAAUGAGAUGAAAAUGGCCAUAGUUUCCUUCAUAAGUUCACAAUGUGCGACAUUUUCUUGUUGUACUGUAUGUGUAGUUAGUGCGAUUCGUCUUGGGUCGUGUCAUGACUACUUUUACUUGAGUAAUAUUAUUUUGAGUUCCUUCAAUCAAAGUAUAUAUUUUCAAUCAAAAACAAAAGUCAAUUGAGCGAAAGCAAAAUGUGUUUGAAUGCAAAAGUAAGGGCGAAACCUUCCAGAGUGAGGCUGCUUUGUAUGGAGUUUUAUUUGUGUUACAAUUCGGAGGCCUCCGCUGCUUUGUCUUUGCUCGUAAAUUGAGCCAUUAGCAGAGGAGGGGGUUGGGCGAAAACUUUCUUGAGUAGGCUGCUUUCUCUUUACUUGCUGAUGUUUCAAGCCCUACCCCUACUCCUUAUUGCUUCGUUUGA
This is a messenger RNA of Corythoichthys intestinalis (scribbled pipefish), 2298 nucleotides long. RefSeq names its product golgin, rab6-interacting (gene gorab). NCBI's taxonomy places the organism in Eukaryota, Metazoa, Chordata, Actinopteri, Syngnathiformes, Syngnathidae. The record is from RefSeq and is a predicted model, not a curated record. Gene Ontology annotation, biological process: non-motile cilium assembly. Bases 166 to 1170 code for a protein of 334 amino acids. The transcript has 5 exons.